Colletotrichum graminicola M1.001 is the source of this 417-nucleotide messenger RNA. Its product is annotated as bifunctional deaminase-reductase domain-containing protein. Gene Ontology annotation, biological process: riboflavin biosynthetic process. Gene Ontology annotation, molecular function: 5-amino-6-(5-phosphoribosylamino)uracil reductase activity. The transcript has a single exon. The record is from RefSeq and is a predicted model, not a curated record. NCBI's taxonomy places the organism in Eukaryota, Fungi, Ascomycota, Sordariomycetes, Glomerellales, Glomerellaceae. Bases 1 to 417 code for a protein of 138 amino acids.
AUGCUCAGCAUGGGCGAGCAUAAUCCACUUCAGAAAUAUUCCAAGGAAAGCCUGGUGGUCGCCAGCAAAACCCUCAAGAGAGAGCACCAUCCAAGGGUAACAAUUGUCUCCAAGGACUUCAUCGGAUACAUCGCGAACCUCAAAAACACCGACGGCCGGGACAUCUGGCUUAUGGGCGGGCAGCUGGUGGGACCGUGCCUCGAUGCGGGAAUACUAGACUCGGUAGAGACAGCAAUUAUGCCGAUGAUACUAGGGGAGGGGGCAAGCCUGGUGGGGGAGUCCGCGCUUGCACCGCUUGGCGGAAUAAAACUGGAGUUGGUAGACUGCAGGGAGUGGGAGACGAGCGGGAUUAUUAUGUGCAAAUACAAUGUCAGCCGGCAAAUGGCCGCAUCGUUAGGAGAGGCCAUGUUUUAUUAA